AUGGCUAGCAGUAGAGACGAAUUGAAAAUUUAUUGGAAUAAAAUUUAUUAUGCAUUUCCAAUUCUAAAUGAUAUGCUGUUUACUGAUUGCUCAGAUGAAGAAUAUCAAGAAAUUCAAGAAAUUAUCAUCGGGUUGGGCAUACAAAUUAAAAUUCGUGAUCUUGUUUUAGUGCACAUCGAAAAAUAUUUACGUCAACAUGUAGCUCCUUCUUUUUGGGCAAAAUUUAUAAAAGUAGAAGAAGAAGUAAAAGGUUUCCAGUUAUUUAAGUCAGCUGUAAACGAUUUGUACGAAUCCUUAAAAAAUUUUUCGCCUAUUCUAAAUAAAUUAAACACUUUGAAUAACUGUUGUGGUGAUAAUAAGCCAAUAUUUGGUGAAAGAGAUGUUCUUAUGGGAUUCAAGCAGUUAUUACGUGCCACCUUACUCUCCCAGUUGCCAUUGGACUUUCCUGUUAUAAUUAAUCACUUUUAUAAAAUCUCAUUUAAUGUGUUUGACAAUGAAUAUGAGAAUUCGGAGAUGCCUGAUGAUAUAAUGUGUUCUGGCUGUUGGAAUGAGUCUAUUGAUUGCAACUGUGCUUACAUUGUGAAAAUAUUUCAUGAUACUAAUAGAAAACUAGUGGAAUUACAACUUCUUGAAAGAUUAACUGGUCAAGUAUUGACUAAUUUUAUACAGUUAAGGAUUGAAUCACAUAUACAAAAAGUAUGUGCAGGUACAUUUGAUGUGUCUCACAUUGGUUUCCUUGAAAACUGGUUAGAUACCACAGUAAUGUCCUGGUUGACUAGAAUUUACUGCGCCGGUUCAUCAAAACCUCAGCCAGAUAAUCAUAUUGUUUUGAAUGCAAUAUCUAAAUUUAAGCAAAAAUUAAGUUAUUUUCUAUACCAUAGUUACACUAAACUGAGAAUUGAUCAGUUAUUUAACAUAGUCAUUGAUUACCCAGACUCCCAGGCAGCAGUAGAUGAUAUCAAACUAUGCUUAGACAAAACAGAUUUGAGAUCUACGCUGUGUAAAAAAUUACAGAAUGCUCUAGAAACUAGGUUACUGCAUCCAGGAGUUAACACUACAGACAUUUUAACAGCAUACAUAUCAACCAUACGAGCUCUGAGACAUUUAGAUCCAUCUGGAGUAAUUCUUGAAACUGUAACCAAACCAGUCAGAAGUUACUUGAGGAAUAGAGAAGAUACUGUAAGGAGUGUUGUUAGUAGUUUGACAGAAGAGGGAGCUGGUAGUGAAUUAGCUGAGGAAUUGGUUAAGUUUGCUGUAGAUAAUGAUAAUGAAAACGAUAAAGAAGAAGAUUGGGAUGAGUGGGAGCCAGAUCCUGUAGAUGCUGAUCCUAAAGUUAAUUCCUGCGAUAGGAAAGCUAGCGAUAUUAUAUCAAUGCUUGUAAAUGUGUAUGGCAGUAAAGAGUUAUUUGUCAAUGAGUAUAGAACUCUCUUGGCUGACAGGUUACUGGGACAGAGUGUUAUAAAUACUGAAAAGGAAAUAAGAUAUUUAGAACUGUUGAAAUUAAGGUUUGGUGAAUCUCAACUGCAUUUCUGUGAAGUUAUGCUGAGGGAUGUCUCGGAUUCAAAAAGACUAAAUGCUCUCAUACAACAGGACAGGAACUUUGAGUCUUUAAACAGCAAAUUUUCUUCAAAUGCUAUGAUUCUUUCUGCACAAUUUUGGCCCCCAUUUAAAGAUGAGAGUCUUGAACUACCAGAGGAAAUAAAACAACAUUUUGAAGCUUAUACCAAAUGUUACGAGACUCUCAAAGGUAACAGAACGUUAAGUUGGAAACCACAUUUAGGUAAUGUGAAUAUAGAAAUUGAAAUAGGGACAAAGAAAUUAGAUCUCAUUGUUUCACCUUUCAAUGCCACAUUGAUAAUGCACUUCCAAAAUAAACCAGAAUGGUCUCUUGAAGAAUUGCAUCAAGUAAUGAAGGUACCAAUUACAAUAUUAAGAAGAAAAAUUACUUACUGGCAAUCUCUUGGGAUUAUAACUGAAAAAACCACCGACAACUAUGCAUUAGUUGACGGGAGCGAAGCAAGUAAACCAAGUGGUAGUAGAAACCAAGUCCAGGAUAUGAUUUGUGAGGAUGAGGAAACAGAAAGUGUAAUGGCUUCUGCCCAUGAUCAAAGGGAGGGUGAGCUUCAAGUAUUCUGGUCAUACAUAGUUGGUAUGCUAACUAAUCUAGAUUCAUUACCUUUGGAAAGGAUUCAUCAGAUGCUAAAAAUGUUUGCAUCACAAGCUCCUGGUACCGAAUGUAGCUUACAGGAAUUAAGACAAUUCUUAGAUACUAAAGUUCGCACACAUCAACUUAUUUUACAGGCGGGAAUGUAUAAGUUACCUAAAACAUAG
This is a messenger RNA of Danaus chrysippus (African queen), 2331 nucleotides long. The record is from the annotation of a GenBank genome assembly. NCBI's taxonomy places the organism in Eukaryota, Metazoa, Arthropoda, Insecta, Lepidoptera, Nymphalidae.